Messenger RNA from Phialemonium atrogriseum, 1278 nucleotides. Its product is annotated as regulator of chromosome condensation 1/beta-lactamase-inhibitor protein II. Gene Ontology annotation, molecular function: guanyl-nucleotide exchange factor activity. Lineage: Eukaryota; Fungi; Ascomycota; Sordariomycetes; Cephalothecales; Cephalothecaceae. The transcript is spliced from 4 exons. Gene Ontology annotation, cellular component: cytoplasm. The record is from RefSeq and is a predicted model, not a curated record. Bases 1 to 1278 code for a protein of 425 amino acids.
AUGUCGAUGCUUAGGCCUCGUAAUGGACUCGUAAUGAUUACGGAGCUGGAAGCGGGCAAGAUUGUUCACCGAUGGCCUCGAAAAAGGUGCCUCAUAGUCCGCGUCUUUGGCAAUGGCGACAACAGCGAGCUUGGUCUCGGGCCCAAACAGACAGAAGCUCUUCAACCUUGUAUCAACCCAUACCUUGACCCCAAUGACCCAUCCAAUUUCCGCGUCGUCCAACUUGCCUGCGGUGGUAUGCAUACGGUUGCCUUGACACUGGACAACAAGCUCAUUACUUGGGGUGUCAACGACCUUAACGCUCUUGGCAGGGACACGCGCUGGGAUGGCAAGCUGCGCGAUAUAGACGCGGAUUCCGACGAUGAGGAUGGAGAGUUGAAUCCACUCGAGUCGACUCCCACCGAGAUCCCAGCAGACCAUUUCCCCCCAGGCACCCGGUUUGUCCAAGUAGCUGCCGGUGAUAACUGCAGCUUUGCCCUCACUGAUACUGGCCUUGUCUAUGGAUGGGGCACAUUUCGUAACUCCAAAGGCGAGGAACGUUUUGGAUAUGAUACCCUUGACAUCACAGGCAACAUCUGGGCUUGGGGCUCCAACGAGCAAAACCAAUUCGGGCGUCGUCUCUUUGGACGCCAUCAGGACAACCUCAGACCAUGCCAGGUCCGAGUGUGCCCCAACAAUGCCAAGUAUAUUGCAUCAGGGGAAUACCACUCCUUCGCCGUCGAUCGGAAGGACAACGUCUGGGCUUGGGGUCUCAACAGCAACGGCCAAGCUGGAUACCCCAAGACUGCCGGUACUGACUCCGCCAUUCUACCAUAUCCGGUGAAGAUCCCCGGCCUCUGCGGCAAGGGAGUUACAGUCCUCGACGGCGGUGCCCACCACUCUGCCGCCGUCACGACAGACGGCCAGUUCCUUGUGUGGGGACAGAUACACAGCGGGCAACUCGGCAUCAGCUUUACUCCCGACCAGCUGCGGGACCCAACCUUGAUCCGCCACGACGAACGUGACAAGCCAGGGAUAUGCCUCCGCCCCACCGCAGUCCCGAAUAUUGGCAAAGCCUUCCACGUUGCCUGCGGUACAGACCAUACCAUAUUCGUCAAUACGGCUGGCAGUGCCUACGCCACGGGCUACGGCUUCCAAGGCCAGCUUGGUCUUGACUCUAAUGAUGACGUCUAUGUUGCACAGCGCAUCAAAGGCCGGGAGGUGAAGGAUAGGUUCUUGAGUUGGGCCGGUGCUGGCGGACAGUUCUCUGUUGUCGCUGAACCCGCCAGAAUUGGUUGA